Aspergillus versicolor CBS 583.65 is the source of this 879-nucleotide messenger RNA. Its product is annotated as glycoside hydrolase family 16 protein. Gene Ontology annotation, molecular function: glycosyltransferase activity; hydrolase activity, hydrolyzing O-glycosyl compounds. Gene Ontology annotation, cellular component: fungal-type cell wall. The record is from RefSeq and is a predicted model, not a curated record. Lineage: Eukaryota; Fungi; Ascomycota; Eurotiomycetes; Eurotiales; Aspergillaceae. Gene Ontology annotation, biological process: carbohydrate metabolic process; fungal-type cell wall organization. The annotation marks the transcript as partial. The transcript is spliced from 3 exons.
UAUCUCAAAUACGCCCUCGCACUGGCAUCAGUGCUUCCCCUCACUUUGGCUCAGACAUUCUCUGACUGCAACCCUCUGAAGAAGACCUGCAAGCCUAACCCAGGCUUGAACAGCAAGACUUUCAGUUCUGACUUCACCAAGGGUAAAUCCGCCUUGGACGGCUGGCUCACUGUCAGUGGCAAUGUUGAAUUCGGUGAUGAUGGUGCCGAGUUCACCGUUGCGAAGAAGGGAGAUGCGCCCACCAUUGACACUGAUUUCUACUUCCUCUUUGGUAAAGCUGAAGUGGAGUUGAAAGCUGCUCCCGGUACUGGUAUCGUGAGCAGCAUUGUCCUCGAGUCGGACGUUCUUGAUGAGAUUGACUGGGAGGCUCUUGGUGGCGACACUACUCAGAUCCAGACCAACUACUUUGGAAAGGGUGACACCUCCAGUUACGACCGUGCAACCUUCGAAACUGUGGCCACUCCCCAGGAGACCUUCCACACCUACACGAUUGAAUGGUCUCCCGAGUCAAUCUCUUGGGCCAUUGACGGCAACACUGUCCGUACACUGAACUACGCCGAUGCCAAGGGCGGAAGCCGCUUCCCCCAGACCCCUGCACGCCUGAGACUCGGCAUCUGGGCCGGUGGUGACCCCAGCAAUGAGCAGGGUACCAUUGAAUGGGCUGGUGGCCAGACUGACUACAGCGGGGCUCCCUUCACGAUGUAUGUGAAGUCUGUCCACAUCGAGAACACCCACCCCGCUGGCGAGUACACCUACUCGGACAACUCAGGCGAGUGGAAGAGCAUCAAGUUCAGCGGCUCCACGUCUGAUGACGAUGAUACUUCAACCAAGUCGACCUCCUCCACCUCGAGCGAGUCUAGCACUUCGACUAGCAGCAGU